Nicotiana tabacum (common tobacco) is the source of this 1373-nucleotide messenger RNA. Its product is annotated as cation/H(+) antiporter 15-like. The record is from RefSeq and is a predicted model, not a curated record. NCBI's taxonomy places the organism in Eukaryota, Viridiplantae, Streptophyta, Magnoliopsida, Solanales, Solanaceae. Gene Ontology annotation, cellular component: membrane; endomembrane system. Gene Ontology annotation, molecular function: antiporter activity. Gene Ontology annotation, biological process: proton transmembrane transport; regulation of pH.
UCUCACGUCUCAACAUUUUUUCUCAGCUUUUCUUUUCCGUUUUAUGCACCGAAAACGGCCAAAAGGUGGCAGCUUCAACUGUCGCCAGAGUGCCUCCCCGGGAGAUCUAAAGCAAAAUGGUUAAUCCGAAUUUCUUGAAGACCCCAGAUAUUCCAUCGUAUAAUGUCCGAGGGAAACCAGUGGCGGGUGUUGACAAAUUGUGUUAUAUGACAGAUACGGUUACCGACAAUGGCAUUUGGGAAGAAAUCAACCCUUUGGAUUCCAAACUCCCAAUCUUUAUCUUUCAACUUGCUAUUGUUCUAUUCGUCACCCGCCUUUGUCUGCUCCUCCUCAAACCCCUCCGCCAACCCCAUUUCGCUGCUGAAUUGCUCGCUGGUAUACUGGUGGGUUCAACUGCAAUUGCAAGUGAAUUCGCACGAGAACAUAUUCCAGCGUUGGGUGCUAUAUUUGCAGCCUCUCGAAUUAUGAUGAUGGAGACAGUGGGAAACCUUGGGCUAAUUUAUCAUGUAUUUCUUCUUGGGUUAGAAAUGGACUUAAGAGCAUUAACAAGUGUUGGACCGAAAGCCCUUGGCAUUGGUAUUGCUGGAGCUAUUUUCCCCUUUGUUAUUGGAGCUUCCUUGUACAUUUUUAUCGCGGACUAUCCUGAGAGUUUCAGGUGGGGUUUCCUUUAUUGGGGUGUAGCACUCUCAGUCACUGGCCUUCCUGUUAUAGCAGAAAUCUUUGCAAAACUAAAGCUCCUCCAUUCAGAGAUUGGAAGAAUAGCCAUGUCUUCAGCCCUUGUUAAUGACUUGUCGUCAUGGUUUCUCCUUGUAGUCUCAUUAUCAAUAACUAGUAGCUAUUCAAGUACGUUCUUGUCAUUGUUUAGUGCUAUUGUGUUCAUCAUUUUCAGUAUUUUUGUAAUCCGUCCGGCACUUUUGUGGGUGAUUAGGAGGAGGACCCGAGAAGGAGAAGAAUUUAGUGAAGCAGUAGUUUGUGCUAUACUUGCAAUGGUCUUGGUUUGUGGGUUGGUGACGGAUAUAUGUGGAGUUAGCUCUAUGCUUGGUGCAUUUGUAUUUGGUCUUAUCAUACCUCCAGAUUUCUUGGGGCAUAGGUUUGUGUUGAUGCUACAAGGCUUUGCGUCGGACUUGUUGCUGCCUCUUUAUUAUGCUAGUUUGGGAAUGAGGACUCAUCUUGGGGGAUUAAACAAAGAGGACGUGCUUAUGAUGGUUCUAGUUAGCUUCUUUUCCUUCAUACCUAAGAUUGUUUGCACUAUUGCUGUUUCUUACUUGUAUAAAAUGUCGUUGCGUGAAGGAUUUACACUUGGAGUCCNCACUUGGUGUCUUGAUGAACACCAAAGGCCUGGUAGCUGUCAUGGCAAUGAGCUUGGGGCGUGA